AUGGAAUCAUCGAAACGCGAGCGGCCCUUCGAGAUCUUGGCCGAUAGGUCACGGCUGCCAGUAGAAUGGCAGAAAUGGAAGCGGGAGUUGGACCGUUAUUUUGAUGCGUGCGGCAUAACAUCCCAAUGGGAGAAACGCUCCCAAUUGCUACAUCUGGCUGGCCCAGACCUUCAGGAAAUUUUUGACCAUCUUCCGGGCGUCGAAGAUAUCCCUCAUGUAGUACUUGAUCCUCCAUAUUACGAUGAAGCAAUUAAGAAGCUCGAUGAGCAUUUCGAGCCUAUGCGUCGCCGUAAUUAUGAGCGGCUCUUAUUCCGGCAAAUUGAGCAAAAGGUGGAGGAAAGAUUUGCUGAUUUUGUCCUGAGACUUCGAAUCCAGGCAAAGCGUUGCGAGUUCGAUCGUUUUGAUCAACGGGAGGUAGAGGAUAGACUGAUUGAGCAGAUAGUGGAGCGUUGUAAAUCAAAUGAACUGCGCCGGCAUAUCUUGGCAAAGGAUAUGUCACUCGAUGAGAUUGUAACGCUAGGCACCACCUUGGCCGACGUACAACAGCAAAUGAAGGAGUUGGAUAGGUCUAGUGGAGAAAUGAAACAGCAGGGUUCUAUAAACCGAGUGUAUCGUCAUCCACAGGUUAUAAAGUCCAGGCCACAUUCUGAUUUCCGUCCCACUGGCUCGAAUACAUGGGUUAACAGAUCAUGUUUUGCAUGUGGAAGGAAAGGCCACUUGAAAGGCGACAAUAGUUGCAGAGCCAGGAACGCCAAAUGCAUUAAAUGCGGUGGGCUAGGGCAUUUCAUGAACCGUUGUUUAAAGCGCGCAGUAGGAGGCGAUCAGACACACUUGAAGGCAAAACGGAUUAGACUGAUUGAUGAAAUUGACCCAGAAAGCCAAAAAGAAGAAGCAAUUUUCUACGCCAUGGGGAAAAAUACCUUUGAUUUUACGGUGGGAGGGGUCAGAAUCCCGAUGGUUAUUGAUUCAGGAGCCGACGCCAAUAUAAUUGGAGAAGUAACUUGGAAACGAUCUAAAGCGGCAGGAAUGCAAAUGACACUUCUUACAUCAGUUGCGGACCGAAAGCUUCUAGCCUAUGCCACAAAACAUAUGGACAUAGUGUGUAUGUUCUGGGCCGAAAUAAAUGCCGGCGGGAACAAGGCAACGGCAAAAUUCUAUGUGGUGAAGGAUGGUCAGCAGAACCUAUUGGGCGAAGCUACAGCAAAUGAAUUGAAAGUCCUAAAAGUAGGGUUCGAUGUAGCAGCUGUAACCGAGAUACGUGAGCUGGCCUUCCCGAAAAUCAAAGGAAUUGUCGUAGAAAUCCCGAUUGACAGGUCAAUUCAACCAGUUCAACAAAGUUAUCGACGGGCUCCGAUUGCAUUAGAAGAGAAGAUUUACGAUAAACUCAGAUACCUGCUGGAUAAUGACAUCAUCGAAAAAGUUAAUGGACCAUCAGCUUGGGUUUCGCCAGUGGUACCGAUUCUCAAAGAAUCCGGCGAGGUCAGACUUUGUGUUGAUAUGCGGAGAGCUAACCAGGCUGUACUCCGGGAAUCACAUCCACUUCCGCUAAUCGAGGAACUUCUAGCUGGUGUAGACGGUGCAGUCAAGUUCUCUAAGCUUGAUGUGAAGGAUGCGUACCAUCAACUAGAAAUCUCCGAGGAUUCUCGAGUGAUUACUACGUUCAUAACAAAAUAUGGACUAUUCAGAUACAAACGGUUGAUGUUUGGCAUCAGUUCGGCACCAGAAGCUUUCCAAAAAGUCAUGGAUACAUUGAUAGCGGGAUUGGAAGGGGUUAUAGUUUAUCUCGAUGACGUAAUGGUCUGGGGAAGAACACAAGAAGAACACGACAUCCGUUUAGCCAAACUCUUGGAUCGAUUGAAAGAGUACAAUGUGCUCUUGAACAAAGACAAAUGCCAGUAUAAUGUGAAUGAGUUACAUUUCCUGGGGCAUAAUCUUUCAGCGGAAGGGGUAAAACCAACAGAAAGUCGAGUUAGUGCCGUGAGACAGUUCCGAAGACCAGAAAGCGUGACAGAGCUUAGAAGUUUUCUGGGUUUGAUUACCUAUGUCGGUAGAUUCAUUCCGCACCUAGCAUCAAAAACGGAUUCUUUGCGUGACUUGUUGAAAAAAGACACGAAAUUUCAGUGGACAGAAGUUCAUCAGCUGGCAUUCGAUGAGAUCAAACAAGCAGUAACGGAAAUUGGAUGUCUUGGUUUCUUUAAUCCUAAAGAUAAAACAACCCUGGUGGCGGAUGCCAGCCCAUGUGGAUUGGGAGCUGUUUUGCUGCAAGAGGACAUAAAUAAGCAGGGAAGAGUCAUUGCUUAUGCUAGCAAAUCUUUGACUGCGCUGGAACGUAAAUAUUUUCAAACGGAGAGGGAAGCCCUAGCGUUAGUUUGGGCAGUCGACCGUUUUAAACUAUACCUGCAGGGAAUUAAAUUUGAUUUGAUUACGGACUGUAAACCGCUACAAUUCCUUUUUAGUCCUAGAUCGAAACCAUGUGCGCGAUUGGAACGGUGGGUGCUGCGGCUGCAAUCCUACACCUAUAAAAUAGUUUACCAACCCGGCCCAACGAAUGUAGCUGAUGCGUUGUCAAGGUUGUCGGUUUCAAAUGAUGUAGAAGAAAGUUUCGAUCCUGAGAAUGAAGGCCACGUUCACAGGUUAACUAUUAUGUCCGCUCCGAUAGCAAUCACAGUACAGGAAAUUCGAGAAGAGACUAGUAAAGAUGAUGAAAUCCAGGAAGUCAUUGAAGCGUUGCGUGAGGGUAAUUGGAUAGGUAAAGCUAAGCGCUAUAAGCCAUACGAAACAGAGCUCUGUGUGUCAACAGAGGUGCUACUAAGAGGAGAAAGAAUAAUCAUUCCGGAGAAGCUAAGACGUCGUACAUUGGAGCUAGCGCAUGAAGGACAUCCAGGAUGGUUGUUAUGA
Molecule: messenger RNA, 2898 nt
Organism: Armigeres subalbatus
Lineage: Eukaryota; Metazoa; Arthropoda; Insecta; Diptera; Culicidae
Exons: 2
Coding region: 1-2898 (965 amino acids)
Molecular function (GO): zinc ion binding; nucleic acid binding
Source: RefSeq, a predicted model, not a curated record